CGCAUCAUGGCGGUGAACUCGCUGGGGCUCAGGGGAGAAGGCGACGGGGUAGGUUUGGUUUGGGCUUCGAUCGGGGUCGGGGGAUGCCGGAGCUGCCGGAGGUGGAGGCGGCGAGGAGGGCGCUGGAGGCGCACUGCGUGGGGAGGAGGAUCGCGAGGUGCGCGGUGGCGGAUGACGCCAAGGUGGUCGUGGGCGUCACGCGGGUGGCGUUCGAGCGCGCCAUGGUCGGGAGGACCAUCGUCGCCGCGCGCCGGAGGGGGAAGAACCUCUGGCUCCGCCUCGACGCCCCGCCGUUCCCCUCCUUCCAGUUCGGGAUGGCAGGGGCGAUCUACAUAAAGGGAGUUCCUGUGACUCAGUACAAGAGAUCAGUUGUCAGUUCCACAGAUGAGUGGCCCUCCAAGUACUCCAAAUUUUUUGUUGAACUUGACGAUGGCUUAGAGUUUUCCUUCACCGAUAAGAGGCGAUUUGCAAGAGUUCGGUUAUUUGAAGAUCCAGAAAUUGUACCCCCGAUUUCCGAGUUAGGAUCAGAUGCUCUCUUUGAGCCAAUGUGUGUCGACACUUUUGCGGACUCACUGAGCGGAAAGAAGAUUGGAAUAAAAGCUCUUUUACUUGAUCAGAGCUUCAUAUCAGGAAUCGGCAAUUGGAUUGCAGAUGAGGUGCUUUACCAGUCGAGAACCCAUCCAUUACAGAUAGCUUCAAGUCUAUCAAGGGAGAGUUGUGAAGCACUACAUCGAAGCAUCCAAGAGGUUGUGAAAUAUGCUGUCGAAGUUGAUGCUGAUUGUGACCGCUUUCCUGAGGAAUGGUUAUUCCAUCACCGAUGGGGCAAGAAGCCUGGUAAAGUUAAUGGAAAGAAAAUUGAGUUCAUAACUGCUGGUGGCAGGACUACAGCUUACGUGCCACAACUGCAGAAACUGACUGGAAUGCAAUCUGCUAGUAACAAAUUAGUAGUUUCUAACCCAAAACAAGUGGCAGAAAACGAUGAUGCCAAGGGAAUAGAGACAGAUUCAGAAGACGCUGAUAAUACAAGGAAGCGAGUAGCAACUUCCAAGGCUGCGAGGGGAAAGCAAAACAGCGAUGCUAUAGGUGCCGGUUCCAGGAAAAGGAAAAAUGGGGGUGGCAAGGAGAAACCAAGCAGUGACGAUGGUGAAGAUGAUACGGAGACUGCGGAACUAGACAUUGUUAGCAUCAAUAGCAAGGGUGAGAUCGCAGAUCCUGUGACAAGAAGAUCAUCAAGGAACACAUCGAAACCGCGUCAAGUAUUUAAAUCAAAAGGGAGAUAGCAAGAAAUUAGGUGAUAUUUGCUAACAUCAUUUUGGUGUGUAUAUAUAUUGCCUUUCUUUUACAUGCUCCUCAAUGGUUAUAUACUCGUAUUGUGAAAUCAUUGAUACCUUGGUUAGUGAGUUCCUCUGUUUUAUACCUUUAUGUGCUAAAUAUAUCUGAUGAAUGAAAACAUGUACUUUUGAAGAUGUAAUUCUUCUAUUAGACUAUUAUUAGUCUCUUGAU
This is a messenger RNA of Oryza brachyantha (malo sina), 1503 nucleotides long. Its product is annotated as formamidopyrimidine-DNA glycosylase-like. Gene Ontology annotation, molecular function: oxidized purine nucleobase lesion DNA N-glycosylase activity; DNA-(apurinic or apyrimidinic site) endonuclease activity; damaged DNA binding. Gene Ontology annotation, biological process: base-excision repair. The coding region runs from base 84 to 1280 and encodes 398 amino acids. The record is from RefSeq and is a predicted model, not a curated record. Lineage: Eukaryota; Viridiplantae; Streptophyta; Magnoliopsida; Poales; Poaceae. The transcript is spliced from 10 exons. Gene Ontology annotation, cellular component: nucleus.